Castor canadensis (American beaver) is the source of this 769-nucleotide messenger RNA. It is a transcript of the gene Tmem229b, whose product is annotated as transmembrane protein 229B. The record is from RefSeq and is a predicted model, not a curated record. NCBI's taxonomy places the organism in Eukaryota, Metazoa, Chordata, Mammalia, Rodentia, Castoridae.
UCUCUGGCUGGCCUGGUGGCUCAGAUCUGGGAGCAGAUUAAGCUAAUAAAGGCCUCCCCUUUUAUUCCCAGGGACACAUGGAAGCUGUCCGUCCACCAGCGGAGGAUCAGCUGAGCCCUGGGGCUGCUGCUUGCCCGCAGUGCUGAAAAUGGCACUAAGGCCCAGUCCGACACCAAUGCAAAGUUAAGCUGAGACUUUUCCUGCACAGUGAUCCUGAUGUCUGUUCUGAGCCGUGCACUCAAGGCUGUGAUAACAGGUCCCAGUUGGCAGCAUGGCUUCUGCCGAGCCCCUGACAGCGCUGUCCCGCUGGUACCUGUACGCUAUCCACGGCUACUUCUGCGAAGUGAUGUUCACUGCGGCCUGGGAGUUCGUGGUGAAUUUUAACUGGAAGUUCCCGGGCGUCACUAGCGUGUGGGCCCUGUUCAUCUACGGCACGUCCAUCCUCAUCGUGGAGCGCAUGUACCUGCGCCUUCGGGGCCGCUGCCCGCUGCUGGUGCGCUGCCUCAUCUACACGCUCUGGACCUACCUGUGGGAGUUCACCACCGGCUCUCUGCGCCAGUUCAACGCCUCCCUGGACACUACCCAGUUCGACUUUGACUUCAUGGGCCUCAUCACCCUGGAGUACGCCGUGCCCUGGUUCUGCGGAGCCCUCAUCAUGGAGCAGUUCAUCAUCCGCAACACCCUCCGCCUGCGCUUUGACAAGGACGCGGAGCCGGGAGAGCCUAGUGCCCCCCCGGCCCUGGCCAAUGGCCAUGUCAAGACUGACUGA